GGGAGCGCCACCGCGUGACGACUGCCGAGAUGCUGUGCGGGACAUACGUCGUCUUCCUCUUCGAUGAGAUCAGCACGGGGCUCGACAGCUCGGCCACGUACGACAUCGUGUCGGCGAUCCGCACGCUCGCGCGCACGUCCCAGACGACCAACCUGUUCUCGCUGCUGCAGCCGUCCCCCGAGGUGUUCGACCUCUUCGACCGCCUCGUGCUCCUCGACGAGGGGCGGAUUGUCUACCAGGGGCCGCGCGAGGACGUCCUGCCCUACUUCGCAAAGCUGGGUUACUUCAAGCCAAAGCACGUCGAUGUCGCCGACUUCCUCCAAGAAGUGACCACCGAGGCGGGGCGCAUCUUUUUGCGCUCCGGUUUCCGAGCGCUCGACAGCCUCGGCUUUGCGGCGGCCUACAAGGCCAGCGAGCCGUUCGCAGAGGUGCAGCGGGUGGUGGAGAGCCCCGAGCUGAACCGCGAGAUCGGGCUGUUUGGAGCCAAGCCGCUGGGGCUGCUCCUCGAGGACGGGAAAGUGCCCGCUGCUCUUCCCGUCAUCGCCUCCUUGGACCCCUCCGGCAGCCUGGCCGCCGCUUCUGUCGUCAGCACGGACAAGGCCCAGCCCGGGGACGCCGUGACCGCCGUCUCCGGACCGUCCGGCAGCCUGGAGUAUCUGGCGCUCAAAGACUCGGACGUCCGGACUGCGUCCGCAGUGGAGGGGCUCCUCGAGGCGUCGAUGGACCCCGUGCGGCUGCAGGUGCAGCGGCCGGUCAAUAAGGAGGUGGGCUCCGAGUGGGCGACCUUCCUGUCCCGGGAGUUCGUGCAGCCAGUCUGGGAGAACACCAAGACCGUCUUCCGCCGCCAGUUCAAGGUCGCCAUUCGCAACACCGUCUUCCUCUACGCCAGGCUCUUCCAGGUGUUGGUGCUGGGCACGUUCACGGGCACGGUGUUUUACCAGAUCUCCAAGAAUCCGACGCAGACGGACAUGGACCUGCGCAAGUCGAUCUCUUUCAUCGCCGUGCUGGCAAUGGCGCUCGGCGCUAUGGCGCAGAUCCCCAGCCAGAUUGACGAGCGAGUGGUGUUCUACAAGCACCACGACGCCCGCUUCUUCCGAGCCAAGGCAUACGCUAUGGCGCUCGUGAUUGCGGGCAUCCCGUUCAGCUUCAUGGAGAUUAUCGUGUACUGCCCGUUGCUGUACUUCUUGACUGGCCUGAGCCUGGAGACGAAUGGCGCGCACUUCUUCAUCUUCCUGCUCAUCGUGUUCGUGGCCGCGCUCUUCGGCUCCGCGCUCGUGCGCCUUCUCGCCGCCAUCUCGCCGUCCAGAGAAGCCGCGGGCGGCCUCGCAGGUCUGUUCGUCAUCCUGCUCUUGCUCUUCUCGGGCUUCCUCAUCGUAAAGAACAAGAUCCCCCCAUGGUGGAUCUGGUUCUACUACAUCAACCCGCUGCAGUACGCCUACACGUCGAUCGUCCUCAACGAAUUUCUCUCGGGUACCUACGACUACCCCUGCAGCGAUCCACGUGUCGACCUGGCAACCGCUUCUUUCUGCCGCGGCAAGCCGGACACGAGUGUUGCGGAAGCGUACUUGGCAAUCUACAAGUUCCCCAAAGGUUUCGGCCAAGUCUGGCUGGGCAUCGGCGUGCUGUUCGCGUUCUACGUCUUCUUCACGAUCCUCACCUUCAUUGCCAUGGAGAAAGUCAGGUUCCCCGACCAGAAGAACCCCCCCGCGCUCGCACCCUCCCGGCAAAAGAAGAUGAUCGAAGUGAGCAACGGCGGUGAUGUGGAGCUGGGCGAACUGCCUGCCGGGGCCAAGUCCCCGGUGAAGUCCUCCGGGCUGGCGUUCCUGCCCAUUACGCUCUCCUUCCACGACAUCGUGUACGAGAUCGACGUCCCGGGCGCGUCCGAGCCUCGCGUGCUGCUUAACUACGUGUCUGGUUACGCAAAACCGGGCACCAUGACGGCGCUCAUGGGCAGCUCGGGGGCGGGCAAGACGACUCUGCUGGACGUGCUGGCCGGGCGGAAGACAACCGGGCGGAUCCGGGGGGACAUCCUGAUUAACGGCUACCCGAAAGUGCAGGAGACGUUCGCCCGGGUGAUGGGUUACUGCGAGCAGAACGACAUCCACACGCCGUACGCGACAGUGUACGAGUCGCUCCUCUUCAGCGCGCACCUGCGGCUGCCGCGCACCACCACCCCCGCGCAGCGCAUCCAGUUCGUCAAGGAAGUGAUGGACCUGCUGGAGCUGUGGCCCCAGGCGAACGAUCUGGUGGGCUUCAUCGGAUCGGGGGGGCUCAGCGUCGAGCAGGCCAAGCGGCUCACCAUCGGCGUGGAGCUGGUAUCGAACCCUUCCGUCCUUUUCCUCGAUGAGCCCACGUCGGGGUUGGACAGCCGCGCCGCGCAGCGGGUCAUCACGGGGAUCCAGAACAUCGUCUCGACUGGGCGCAGCGUUAUCUGCACCAUUCACCAGCCGAGCCGUCGCCUGUUCCUGGCCUUCGACAAUCUGCUGCUUCUCAAGCGGGGAGGGGAAGUCGCUUUCUUUGGGGAGUUGGGCUUUGAGAGCAAGAACCUGCUGGCGUACUUUGAGUCGCUGCCCGGCGUGCCCAAGUGCGGCGACCACCAGAACCCGGCCACGUACAUGCUGGAGGUCAUCGGCGCCGGCAUCGGCCACGACGCGCUGCGCGACUUUGCGCUCGAUUUCAAAAACAGCGAGUUGGCCGAGUUGAACUACGAGGAGCUGGAGCAGCUGCGGUGGUCCGCCGGGAAGGCUGGCCCCAACAUCACGGAGAAGGGCUACGCGGCGGAGUGGGGCCUCAUCGCGCGCCAGGUGCUGCUGCGCAUGCAGACCACCUACUGGCGCAACGUCAGCUACAGCUUCGGCCGCAUCAUGUUCGCGAUCAUCCUUGGCGUGUUGCUGGGCAGCAUCUUCUGGCUGGUCAAGUACGACACCGUGGCGGGCGUCGCCUCGCGCACCGGCAUGAUCUACAUCUCCGUCGUCUUCUACUCGAUCAUCAACGCCAACAACGUCAUUCCGCAAGUGAACGCGGAGCGGCCGCUGUUUUACCGCGAGAAGGCCGCACAAAUGUACCCCAGCGCGCUCUACAGCAUCUCGUGGGGCCUCGCUGAGAUUCCGUACCUGGCGUUGUCCACGCUUAUCUUCUGCGCCAUCGCCAUGAGCAUGGUCGACGUGGCCAUGAACAGCGCCUCCGACUUCUUCGCCUUCUGGUUCCUCUUCUUCGAAUACGCAGCGUCCAUCACCUUCUUUGGACUCAUGCUCGCACAUGCCACUCCAAAUGCGGAGACGGCCUCUAUCAUCAUUCCCCUCGUUAUCAACGUCUGGAACAUCGUCUCCGGUUUCAUGAUCCCCAAGAACAAGAUCCCGGUCUUCUGGCGCUGGCUCUACUAUCUCAGUCCAACGGCAUACACCUUAAACGGCCUCCUCUCGGUUGCAUUUCACUGCGACACCUCCACGCCCGAGUGCUCGAUCGCCGGGUGCAACAACAACCCUGCCGUCUGCCCCGCCUGCACGUGCCCGCGGAUCACGGAUCAGGGCAACGUCAUCGUCUGGAACAGUCUGACCUCCCGCCAGAGCCUCGACUACGGCCAGAGGUUCCGAGACAUGGGCGUGUUGAUCGUAUUUAUUCUGGCGUUCCGACUCGCCGCAUACCUGGCCCUUGUGUUCAUUAAGCACAACAAGCGGUAAAGAUAGACACAAGGCAAAGAUAAGCAAGCAGUCUGCUUGAACAAAGGUUUCAUUUCUCGAGUGCACGACCCGAGAGACCAGGCCUUUUAAUAAGAUCGAUAGGCAGCAAGCAGGUUUCGCAGAACGGUGCACGCAGACUAGCUUCUACUUGCAUGUGGUAGUCUGAUCAGAUUCGCCGCUGUCAAACUGAUUUUAGAUUGCAGUUCAAACAGUGAAGGAAGCCCAUCUUCGAUCAUGGGGAGACUAUCUUGUACUUUUGAAACUCAUAUCGACAGGACUAAAACUUCACAAGUGCUGCCUAAAAGCAAGAUUUAUCAAUCAUCUUUCCUUUUUUAAGGAUUUUGCGG
Messenger RNA from Klebsormidium nitens, 4027 nucleotides. Lineage: Eukaryota; Viridiplantae; Streptophyta; Klebsormidiophyceae; Klebsormidiales; Klebsormidiaceae. The record is from the annotation of a GenBank genome assembly.